Selaginella moellendorffii is the source of this 745-nucleotide messenger RNA. Its product is annotated as 60S ribosomal protein L18a. NCBI's taxonomy places the organism in Eukaryota, Viridiplantae, Streptophyta, Lycopodiopsida, Selaginellales, Selaginellaceae. Gene Ontology annotation, molecular function: structural constituent of ribosome. The record is from RefSeq and is a predicted model, not a curated record. Gene Ontology annotation, biological process: translation. The coding region runs from base 99 to 632 and encodes 177 amino acids. Gene Ontology annotation, cellular component: cytosolic large ribosomal subunit; ribosome. The transcript is spliced from 4 exons.
CGUGUUAGGGCAAAUCAAUCGGACGGCUUUCCACACCUAGGGUUUAGAGGGUCUUCGCAUUUGGGCGGCUGCGGGAGAAAGAGGCGAGGCGCGGCGCGAUGAAGUUCCGGUUUCACCAGUACCAGGUGGUCGGAAGAGCUACUCCCACUCCCGACAAUGAGCACCCAAAGAUGUACCGGAUGAAGCUCUGGGCCGGCGACGAAGUGCGCGCCAAGUCCAAAUUCUGGUACUUCCUUCGCAAGCUCAAGAAGGUGAAGAAGUCUCACGGCCAGAUCCUCGCUAUCAACGAGAUUUUCGAGAAGAACCCGACCACGAUCAAGAACUAUGGCAUCUGGGUGAGGUACCAGAGCCGGACGGGGUACCACAACAUGUACAAGGAGUACCGCGACAUCACCUUGAACGGCGCGGUGGAGCAAAUGUAUGACGAGAUGGCGUCGCGCCACCGCGUCCGAUUCCCCUGCAUCCAGAUCAUCAAGACGGCGAGCGUCCCGGACAGUGCUUGCAAGCGCGAGAACACCAAGCAGUUCCACAGCUCGGAGAUCAAGUUCCCGCUCAUGAACCGGAAGAUCCGCGCGCCCAGCCGGAAGCUCAAGACGACGUUCAAGGCCAAGAGGCCAAACACUUUUGCCUAGGCGCGCGCGAGAGAGAAAGGUUUGCACGAUCUUGUUUGUGCUGAUCAAAGCCUGCGAGGUUUUCUUUUGUCUUUCCAACCCAAGAACUUUAAUGAAGGGACUAUGAUCUUUCA